Messenger RNA from Haemonchus placei, 1084 nucleotides. Lineage: Eukaryota; Metazoa; Nematoda; Chromadorea; Rhabditida; Trichostrongylidae. The record is from the annotation of a GenBank genome assembly.
AUAUUUCUAAUCUGAUUCAGCAGAAGACUAGAAUUUUUUUCAGCUCCCAAAACCCACUGAGUUCACUGGCGUUUACGUUUGUAAACAGCUCGAUAAGCAUUUGAAACGCUUUCUGGGCUACAAAAUUAGACGUGCCUCGGCUCCAAAAAAUAUACGUAAUCUGGCGUUGAUGGUGAGUAAGUAUACCAAAUUCAUACCGCCAAAUCCCAUAAUCAUUAAGGACGAUGGAACUAAAAUAUCGGAUGAUGCCUCUAAAGUAGAAGCAUUUGCCGACUACUUUAGUGGUGUUUUUAGAUCGCGAACAAACGCGACAGAAGUGUCCACCAGUAGUAGCAGUUUGUUGUCAAUUCCACUUGUUACCUCAAAUGCAGUUGACAAGCAUUUAGCCACUCUUAAACCUUCUCUCUCUCCCACGGCCGAUAACAUACCACAGUAUUUCUUCAAGCAUUUCAGAGGAGCUCUUGCCACCCCGCUGGCACACAUUUUUAAUUUGUCUCUGCUUACAGGUCAAGUCCCCACCAUCUGGAAAACCGCCUUGGUAACCCCGAUACCUAAAGUGUGUAAUGCUUCUAAAAUCUCAGACUUUAGGCCCAUUAGGGUGCCCCAAGGUGGAAUUCUAUCACCACUUCUCUUCUUAAUCUAUACAAACGAUCUGCUGGCGCGCCUGAAAACUCACCCAUCUGUUAGGGUGGCGGCAUUCGCUGAUGAUAUCAAAGUCUAUGCUACCUACACCUUCCAAGACAAAGAGAUAGUCCAAACAGCACUAAAUGAGUCGUGCCCAGAAUAUGGCCACCUUGCCUCUUGUGAUCUUGUCAGAGACCUGGGGGUUACAAUCACACGAGGUCUCAAGUGGAAACUGCACGUCGAUAACGUCUAUAAUAAAGCCAUGAGAGUGAUGCACAGUCUAUUCAGGAACAUUCACUGCUCGGACAUUUUGGUAUGGAUUAAACUUUUUAAGAUGACCAGUAGAUGGAUAUGCAAGCUUCCACAGUCCGUAUCAGCGAGCAAAACGUCUGAAAGCUUCAAGAGAGCUCUAAAAAAGAUCGAUGUGCUCCAAGCCAUUGGUGUUGAAGAUGUCGCCUGA